Molecule: messenger RNA, 4458 nt
Organism: Rotaria sordida
Lineage: Eukaryota; Metazoa; Rotifera; Eurotatoria; Philodinida; Philodinidae
Source: the annotation of a GenBank genome assembly
AUGUCGAAAUCCGAAUCGGACUUCGAAAGUAAUUCGUCUGAUGAUACUAUGGAAGAUGAAACAUUCGAUGAUCGAAUGAUUGACAUGUACGACGAUAAUGAUGACGACGAUUAUUGUAAUUUCGAUGAUACUCACCAUUUUAUGUCAUUAGGAGAUAUUAUAUUGGGAGAAGUUACAUCUGACCGUUUCGAAGUUCCUUUAGCUGAUAUUCCUUCAAAUUAUUCUGUCCGUUUGGCCAUGCAUUCCAAACCUCAUCGUUCAGUUAAUUUAAAUUCAACUACACCAUUUGUCAAUGAUUCAAUUCUAACAUAUUUGACAGCUCCACCACUCAUCCGCAAAAUAGGAAAUACAGGAAAAUAUUGUUUAGCAAUUGAUCCUACAGUCGAUGAAUCUGGAAUAAUAUCUUUAUCAACUCCUCAACUCUAUGUUGGAAACAUACCUUCGGACACUAAAUGGCAGGAGCUCAAAAAUUGGUUUAUUGAACAAAGUUAUGGCGUUAGUCGCGUUGAUUUGAAAACGAAUAAGAAAGGUGCUCGUUAUGCUUUUGUUCGCUUUGAUUCUAUCCAAAUUGCGGUUGAAGUUCUAUAUAAAAGUGAAAAGAAAUCAGUAGCCUUCGUUUUUCAUGGCAAAAAGUUAGAUAUCAAACGUAUUAAUCGAUCUUCUCAACCACCGGCCAAUACUUUACCUACUAUGAUAAUAAUUAACAGCACACCUACAAGUAUUAACUUUGAAAUUACAGAUAUUCAUUACGGAACGCUCAUCACAGGAGCAGCAAUGAGAAAUAUACAAACAGGAAAUAGCAAUGUUUCUAAUGUUGAUCAAUUCGGCAUUAUUGCUCAUCGUCUAAUACCUGAUCAAUGCAAAAUUUUUGAAUUGAAUAUCGAUAUUGACAAGAAAAAACUAGCUAUUAGCGGUAAAUUAGAUGUGAUUCUGACGUCUGAUAUUACUAUCAAUACUGGACUGAAAUUUGAAUGGAACUUUCGAGAUUUGAAAUCUAAGAAGAUAACUCCAGUAUUAAUCAACCAAAAAGAAGUCUUUUUACUUGUUGAACUUAAACGACCUCCAAUAAUUUUAGAAAUACGAAAUACAAGUCAUUCGAUGCAUAAUAAUUCCGAUGAGAGUCGUCUACCGGGCUUUGGACCUAUUGGUCAUGCUAAUGCAUGGCUCUUUAAAUUAUCUUCACAACAUUUACGUAGUGAUUAUAUGAAAUUAUUCGAAAUUUUACGUCGUCAGAAUUUAUCACCACGACAAUUUUCUGAAUCCAAUAUUAUUCAUUUAAUUGGAACAACAGAAGCUGCAAGAAAGAAUCUUGACUCUGUCCUAUUAAUAUCUAAUGAUGAAUGGAUAGAACAAAAUCAAGUUAAAGUAAAUGAUUUUCUUAACCAUCGAUGGCCAUCAUAUCCUUUUGAAACAAAAUUUGAAAUAAUGAAACUUAUAUCAAAACAUAUUAUUACAGUUAAUGAUUUAAUUGUUGAUGAACAAGCUGAACAUAUUUUAAAGAUGUGUACAAUUAGUACAUUAAUUGCUCUUACAGAUAAAAUUGUUGGAUUUGCUCCUCGAUGGUUUGCUACAACUUGUGAAAAUGAAGAUGAAGAUUGGAAUAAUGAGAAUGAAGAACAACAAGUAGAACAAGAAGAAAAUCAAUUACCAAUUAGUACUGAAGAUCUUUGUAACGAUACUAAUAAUUUAUCCAUUUCUCAACAUAUUCGUUCAUGUACUACUGGAAAAUUCAUCAAUACUGCCGAUACGGAAAUAGCAUCACGUGUGACAUUCAUGACAAAACCUCCAUUGAUAAUAACAAAGCGUCAUAUUGGAACAUUUAGUCGUCUACUCAUUUCUGCAUUUGAACAAUUACUCAAAAAAUAUGAACUUUGUAGAACAAAAACGACAGGAAUUUAUGUGACUAAACUUGAAUUACGUACUGCAAAUGCUGAACCAUUUUUAAUUCGUAAGAUAUACAUAACACCAUCGACUGUUCUUUAUGAAGGACCUUAUCGUGAAGAAAAAUGUGCUGUAACACGUCACUAUGUACAACAUCAAAAUCGAUUUCUUCGUAUAACAUUUCGUGACGAAGAUUACCGUGUAUUACGUAAUUACCAUGAUAAUAUGACGAAGAUCUAUGAACGUAUCAAGAAAAUCUUGAUAAAUGGAAUUAAUAUAUGUGAUCGAAAUUAUGAAUUUUUAGCUUUUUCAAGUUCACAAUUACGUGAACAUUCCUGUUGGAUGUUUGCUUCAGCUGAUGAUGGUACUACAGUUAAUACAAUUCGUUCGUGGAUGGGCGACUUUCGAAAUGUUCGUCCUGUAGCUAAAUUAGCUGCUCGUUUAGGACAAUCAUUUUCAACAAGUAUCAAAGGUAUUCAACUUGAAAGUCGCCAGAGAAGAGAAAUAUCCGAUGUCAUACAUUUCGAAGUAACCAGUGAACGUAGGCAUGAACAUUGCUUUACAGAUGGUAUUGGUAUAAUUACAUCAAAAUUUGCCAAAAUAUUAACUCAAGAAAUGAAAUUAUCUGGAAAAAUUUGUCCUUGUGCUUUUCAAAUUCGUUGUGGAGGUUAUAAAGGCAUGGUCUGCUUAGAUGUUUCUGGUAAGAUUACUAAUCCCGAUGAAUACGUUCAUUUCCGUAAAUCUAUGAAUAAAUUUACUACAGAAAAAAAUUUGUCGAUUGAUGUUGUACGUACAUCACUUAAUCCUUCAGUUGCUUAUUUGAAUAGACAAAUUAUUCUUCUUCUAUCAUCUCUUGGUAUUCCUAAUUCAGUUUUUAUCUCAUUACAAGACCAUAUGUUACAACAAUUAAAAGCAUUAACAGAAAAUUCACAUAAAGCAUGUGAAUCAUUAAAAGAAUUGAAUGAAUUUGGUGGUCAUGGAUAUCAUGGAUUUCUUAUUGCAUAUUUAAAAAGUCUAGGCGAACGAAAAGAUCCAUUUGUUCGACAACUUCUUUUCGUUAUUAAAGCAUUUCUUGUUAAAGAAUUACGAACAAAAGCAAAAAUUCGUGUACCAAAUUCAUGGUCUUUAUUGGGUGUAGUUGAUGAAAGUCGAACACUUCAAUAUGGUCAAGUUUUUAUUCAAAUAGAUAAUAGUAACAAUCAACAAACAGAAGGUUCAAGAACAGAAAUUUUUCAAGGUCCUGUAGUAGUUACAAGAAAUCCAUGUUUUCAUCCAGGUGACAUUCGAAAACUCGAAGCAGUUGAUAUACCUGCUUUGCAUGAGUUAAAAAAUGUAAUUGUUUUUCCUAUGAAAGAACCUCGUCCUCAUCCGAAGGAAAUGUCCGGUGGAGAUUUGGAUGGAGAUACAUUCUGGAUAAGUCGUCAUUCAGAUUUAAUAUUUAAUAACAAUGAAUAUCCAUUUGAUUAUCAAGAUCAAGAUGACGAAGCUGACAAAAUACAAUCAGGAAUAAUUGUUCAACAUUCCAUUAAAGAUGUGUGUAAUUUUUUUGGUGAAUAUAUCGCAGCCGACAAUCUUGGUCUUAUAGCCAAUAGUCAUUUGGCUUUUGCUGAUCAAUUGGAAAGGGGCGCCAAAAAUGAAAAAUGUCUUCAAUUAGCUAAAAUGCACAGCGUGGCCGUAGAUUUUGCUAAAAAAGGAGUCAAUGCACCUAGUCUUACACGUGAACUUCGUCCUACCAAAUAUCCACAUUAUAUGGAAAAGAAGGAUAAGCCAACAUAUCAGUCACAAACAAUUCUUGGUAAACUCUAUGAUGCAGUUAUAUAUUACAACAGUAAUUUGUUUAUUAAUGAAGAAGAAGAAAUCUCUGCUACAUCAUCAUUUCCUUAUGAAUCUUUUUUUAUUAAUGGAAAUGCUGAAUAUAUAAAAGAUGCUCGCAUCAUAAAAAGUGAAUAUGAUCGAGAUAUAAAACGAAUCAUGCGACAAUAUGGUAUUGAACAUGAAGUUGAAGUUGUUUCGGGUUAUAUACUUAAAUUUACUUCAAAACAAUAUGCAAAGGAAACUAAAAUAUUCGACUUAAGAAAUGAAAUUACACAUGCAUAUAGAGUCAUACAAGAUAAAUAUUUGCGUCUCUUCUGGGAAGAAUUCUAUCCAUUAACAGAUGAAUCACAAGAAGAAAAAACUAAAUGGUCCGAAAUAUCGAAAAAAUUAACAUGGAAAAAUCAGUUGGAUGUAUUCGAAUAUUAUAAUCAAAUAACAUCAUUGGAUGAAGCCAAGAAAAAAGCAUCAGCAUGGUUUCAUAUCACUUAUCAACCAUGGAUAACACAUAUUAAAAAAUAUCAAAAGAAUAAAAACAAAAAACAAAAACCAUUUCCAAAUAAUCAACAAACAGAACACCCAACACAAUUCAAAGGAUUAUUUAGUUUCGCUUGGUUAGUCUAUCCUGUAUUAUUAGAAAUAUUUGAUAAAAAUCAAAAAAAUUCGACGAAAAAUACAGAAUCAAAAACGAAAAAAAAGAAGAAGAAAAAAAACAAAAGAAAGGAUGUUCCCAUUUCAUCAAAUACUACUAACGAACAAAUCUAA